Molecule: messenger RNA, 1389 nt
Organism: Saccharomyces eubayanus
Lineage: Eukaryota; Fungi; Ascomycota; Saccharomycetes; Saccharomycetales; Saccharomycetaceae
Gene: ULA1
Product: Ula1p
Exons: 1
Coding region: 1-1389 (462 amino acids)
Biological process (GO): protein neddylation
Cellular component (GO): cytoplasm
Molecular function (GO): NEDD8 activating enzyme activity
Source: RefSeq, a predicted model, not a curated record
AUGGAGAGAUAUGACAGACAGGUGAGACUCUGGGGGCCAUCGGGCCAAGAUAAUUUGAAUCAAGCCCGUGUGUGCGUGCUAGGACCUGCUACAGCUUUGUUGCAGGAAGUCUCCAAGAAUCUGGUGCUUGCUGGGAUAUCCUCCCUAACUUGGCUCAAAGAAAAGAGUGCGGUUCAACCUGGCCCGCUGUUUUUAGCCAAGCUCAAAAGAGACCUUGAGCCUUUGACUUCCAAACAGCUGGAAUAUGAGGAAAAGGGGCUCGAAGAGAUCUUAAUGCACUCUCACUACGACUGGUCCCAAUUUUCGGUGAUAAUCUUGACUUGUAUUGGUAAGCAAACGACUCUGGUUGAUUUAAAUGAAGUCAGAGGGAGAAUCGGGACAAAAUUUCCUCCUGUACUGAAUACUUCUGUCUCUGGGUUUUAUGGGUAUAUGAAUCUGGUUUUGUCAGAACCACAUUUUGUUUUACAGUCACAUCCAGAUAAUAAAAAAUAUGAUUUACGGUUACAGCAACCAUGGCCUGAACUAAUCGACUAUGUAAAUACAUUUGAUCUAAGUAAAAUGGACGUUGUAGCCUUCUCUGGUAUACCUUACAUCAUUCUGCUUAUUAAGUGCAUCGCUAUACUCCAAAAGGACGGUAGUACGAAAGAGAUAACGGCUGGUCGGGUGAGGGAGGCUUUAGACCAAGUUUGCCUCUCCGUAGGAGAAAACGCUCUUUGCGAAUCGAAUUAUGUAGAAGCUAGACGCUAUGCAUACUUGGCUUGCUCUCAAGACGGUUCUCCAAAGGAACAAGACGACUUGCUCCGAACUGUGGAAACACCAAAUGAUGCGCAUGAUUGGCAUGAUGUCUACAACUAUGAAGUUCUAACACUACUUUUGGUGCUAAAAAACAUGUCCAGGGGAAACAAGAACUCUACCUUUCAACCUUUAACGAGCGCUCUCCCGGAUAUGGAAUCUACGACGGGAAACUACAUCAAACUCAAAACACUGUACAAAGCAAAAGCUGAGCUUGACAAGUCCCGCAUACAGCAAAGUUUAAUAUUCAGUAAAAAAACGGUUUCGAAAGAUGUCCUGAACGCGUUUUGCUCUCACUCCGGAGAGAUCAAGAUAGUACUACCGCCGAAAGGAGAUCUACUAGGUAUUUUCAAUACUUCGCAUUCUCUUUUAAGCGCAUUAUUGACGGUACAGUUCCAAGGGGAAUUUAUAGCUACGGUAGCGUUAGAGGAUGAGUUCAAAGGUUUACAACUUGAUUGUAACUACCCAGUUAUGGCAUUUUUUGGAGGUGCAGUAGCCCAAGAAGCCAUUAAGCUCAUAACACACCACUACGUUCCUACUGAUGAUUUAUUUCUAUAUAACGGUAUAAACAAUUCUUCUGUGAUAUAUAAAAUAUAA